CGAACAUACCAAACACAACCAGACACCUUCGCGAACUUUCUCUUUCGUCCUCCAUACAUGCGCACCGCCACAACACCCCCUUCUCAUCGCAGAGCAAUUCGAAAAGCAACUCCGAGCGAGAAAACAAAUCUCAGUUCCAACUUCCAAGAAAAGCUCAAGGUCCGCCGCAGCAGCAGCAAUGGCGUCUCGCCGAUUCUUCGCGUACGACCCCUACGACUACUACUACGCCUCACCGUACCACUACACCUACCCGUACUACCAAAACCAGCAGCCGGCCCCACCCUGCGGCGCCGGUGGCUUCUUCCCGGACGCCGCGCCGGAGGCGGUGAGCGUGGCUCCGCGGCCCAGGGUCCAGUCGUCGAGGCCGGUCUCCAUCCCCGUCCGCUUCGUCGGGUCGGACCUGGAGCCUGAGAGCGGGACGGUUAGGAUGCCGCCGCCGGCGGCGACGGCGGUGCCGAGGAAGCGGGCGCCGUCGGCAGAGGAGGCCGCGUUGAGGGUGCAGGCGGCGACGCGCGGGUUCCUGGCGAGGAGGUCGGUGCGGGCGGUGCGCGACGUGGAGAGGGAGGCGGAGGAGGUUAGGGGCAAGAUCGCGCGCGAGGUGGAGGCGCUGCGCGUCGACGCGAUGGCGCGGGUUGCCGUCGGGGAGGCGCUCAUGAGGAUGCUGCUCCGGCUCGACGCGGUGCGCGGCGCGCGGGAGUACCGGAGGAAGGUCACCAAGCGGGUGCUCGCGCUGCAGGACGCCGUGGACGCCCUCGAGGCGACGCCGGCGCUGGUGGCCGCUUCGGAUCAGGAGAUCGAGUCCGCGGUGACGGCUGACGAGAGCGCGGUUGCUUCGGAGGUUACUGAUGUGGUGGAGCGUAGCGGCGAGAUCGAAGAGGAGGCGGUUGAGGCCGCUGCCGAGAUGGAGGUGGACGCGGACGGAGCCGACGGCGAGCAGGGAGAGGCGGAGGAAAGGAAACAGGCGCUCGAUGCGGAGAACCUUGCCGGCGACAAGCCGGAAGGUUCGGACGCGGAGGGCGAGUGGGAGAUGGUGACGGAGGAACCUGAGCCCGCGGCGGAGCCGACGACGUGCCACGAGGCGCCGCAGCACCAGGAAUCGGCGGGAACAGAGAUCAGAACGGCGGCGGAGGCCGGCGGCGCCGGCCUGGACACUGCGAAGGUGAUGGAGAUGGUGGCAGCGCUGUGCGAGCGGAACGCGCAGCAGUGCGCGGUGAUCGGGGCGCUGGCGGAGCGCGUGGACGCGCUGGAGCGCGCCGUGCGACGAGUGGAGGACGCCGAGCGCCGGCGGCGGCGGGCCAAGAAGCUCAGGAAGGAGGGGAAGUGGAGCAACAACGGCAAAUGCUACAGCGACUGAGGGAGAUCCGAGCACUAAUAAUAGCUCUGCUUCUGAACUUUUUUCUUCUUCUGUAGUUUGGUAGAAAUCCGAGCUCUUCUUGUAAAUUUGUUUCAAUUGGUUUGUACGAUUCAGUUUUCUCAAUGUGAUUUGCAAUGCCCUAUCUUGGAU
Messenger RNA from Setaria italica (foxtail millet), 1504 nucleotides. Its product is annotated as cilia- and flagella-associated protein 91. Gene Ontology annotation, biological process: protein folding. The transcript has a single exon. Gene Ontology annotation, molecular function: protein-folding chaperone binding. The coding region runs from base 179 to 1354 and encodes 391 amino acids. NCBI's taxonomy places the organism in Eukaryota, Viridiplantae, Streptophyta, Magnoliopsida, Poales, Poaceae. Gene Ontology annotation, cellular component: plasmodesma. The record is from RefSeq and is a predicted model, not a curated record.